Crotalus tigris (Tiger rattlesnake) is the source of this 8447-nucleotide messenger RNA. RefSeq names its product RNA polymerase III subunit B (gene POLR3B). Gene Ontology annotation, molecular function: DNA binding; ribonucleoside binding; DNA-directed RNA polymerase activity. The record is from RefSeq and is a predicted model, not a curated record. NCBI's taxonomy places the organism in Eukaryota, Metazoa, Chordata, Lepidosauria, Squamata, Viperidae. The transcript has 24 exons. Gene Ontology annotation, biological process: DNA-templated transcription. Gene Ontology annotation, cellular component: RNA polymerase III complex. The coding region runs from base 5 to 2785 and encodes 926 amino acids.
ACGCAUGCGCUUAUACCCAGGAAACGCUGGGUCUGCAGGGCAAGCGUUCUGCAGCAUGGAUGCGGCGGAGUUGGGAGCUUUUACUCCCGAGCAAGCGGCGGCUCCUGUAAAUAAGGUGGAGGAGAAAUGGAGACUACUUCCAGCUUUUUUGAAGGUAAAAGGACUUGUAAAGCAACAUAUAGAUUCAUUCAAUUAUUUCAUCAAUGUAGAGAUAAAGAAAAUAAUGAAAGCCAAUGAAAAAAUUACAAGUGAUGCUGAUCCAAUGUGGUAUUUAAAAUAUCUCAAUAUUUAUGUGGGUACUCCAGAUGUUGAAGAAAGCUUCAAUGUAACAAGACCUGUUUCUCCUCAUGAGUGUCGCUUGAGAGAUAUGACUUAUUCUGCCCCAAUUACAGUGGACAUUGAAUAUACUCGAGGCAGCCAAAGAAUUAUUCGUAAUGCAUUACCCGUUGGCAGGAUGCCAAUAAUGUUACGUAGUUCCAAUUGUGUUCUCACUGGGAAAACUCCAGCAGAAUUUGCAAAGCUUAACGAGUGUCCUUUAGAUCCAGGCGGCUACUUCAUUGUCAAAGGAGUGGAAAAGGUCAUUCUUAUCCAAGAGCAGUUAUCAAAAAACCGAAUAAUAGUGGAAGCUGACAGAAAAGGAACAGUUGGGGCAUCAGUUACCAGCUCUACGCAUGAGAAGAAGAGCAGAACAAAUAUAACUGUGAAGCAAGGAAGGUUUUAUCUGAAGCAUAACACCCUUUCAGAAGAUAUUCCUAUAGCAAUAAUCUUUAAGGCCAUGGGGGUUGAGAGUGACCAAGAGAUUGUGCAGAUGAUUGGAACAGAAGAGCACGUGAUGGCUGCGUUUGGCCCCAGCUUGGAGGAAUGCCAAAAAGCUCAGAUUUUCACACAGAUGCAGGCAUUGAAAUAUUUGGGAAAUAAAGUCCGAAGGCAGCGAAUGUGGGGCGGUCCCAAGAAAACCAAGAUGGAGGAAGCAAGAGAGUUGUUGGCAACAACUAUUCUUGCCCAUGUGCCGGUAAAAGAAUUCAACUUCCGCUCCAAGUGCAUCUAUACAGCUGUUAUGGUCCGCAGGGUGAUUCUAGCUCAAGGAGAUAACAAAGUGGAUGACAGAGAUUAUUAUGGAAACAAGAGGCUGGAACUAGCAGGACAGCUUCUGUCCCUUCUGUUUGAAGACUUGUUUAAAAAAUUCAACUCUGAGUUGAAGAAAAUUGCUGACCAAGUAAUUCCCAAGCAAAGAGCUGCCCAGUUUGAUGUAGUUAAACACAUGCGGCAAGAUCAGAUAACCAAUGGUAUGGUGAAUGCCAUCUCUACAGGAAAUUGGUCACUGAAGAGAUUCAAGAUGGAUCGACAGGGUGUGACUCAAGUAUUGUCACGGUUGUCCUAUAUAUCUGCUUUGGGGAUGAUGACAAGGAUUUCUUCUCAGUUUGAAAAGACCAGGAAAGUGAGUGGCCCCCGAUCUCUGCAGCCAUCUCAGUGGGGAAUGCUGUGCCCAUCAGAUACUCCUGAAGGAGAGGCCUGUGGCUUGGUUAAAAACCUAGCACUGAUGACUCAUAUUACUACUGACAUGGAAGAUGGCCCUAUUAUUAAGUUAGCUAGUAACCUUGGAGUAGAAGAUGUAAACCUUCUGUGUGGAGAGGAACUUUCAUAUCCAAAUGUGUUUCUUGUUUUCCUUAAUGGUAACAUCCUUGGUGUCAUUCGAGAUCAUCAGAAACUAGUCUACACAUUCCGGCUGAUGCGUAGAGCAGGCUAUAUAAAUGAAUUUGUUUCAAUCUCCACAAAUCUUGCAGACAGAUGUGUCUAUAUUUCUAGUGAUGGUGGAAGGCUAUGUAGACCCUAUAUUAUUGUGAAGAAACAAAAACCUGCUGUAACAGAAAAACAUAUGGAAGAACUUGCACAAGGUUAUAGGAAUUUUGAAGACUUUUUACAUGAAAGCCUUGUUGAAUAUUUGGAUGUGAAUGAAGAAAAUGAUUGCAACAUUGCACUCUAUGAACAUACAAUCAAUAAAGAGACAACACACUUGGAGAUUGAACCUUUUACUCUUCUUGGAGUCUGUGCUGGUCUUAUUCCAUAUCCCCACCAUAACCAGUCUCCAAGAAACACUUACCAGUGCGCUAUGGGAAAGCAAGCUAUGGGUACCAUUGGCUACAAUCAGAGGAACAGGAUUGAUACCCUUAUGUAUCUAUUAGCAUAUCCACAAAGACCAAUGGUUAAGACAAAAACAAUAGAACUGAUUGAGUUCGAAAAACUGCCGGCUGGACAGAAUGCCACUGUUGCUGUGAUGAGUUACAGUGGUUAUGACAUUGAGGAUGCUCUGGUUUUAAACAAGUCUUCUUUAGACAGAGGCUUUGGAAGGUGCCUUGUGUACAAAAAUGCUAAGUGUACUCUGAAGCGUUACACAAACCAAACAUUUGACAAAGUAAUGGGGCCCAUGCUGGAUGCAGGAACACGCAAACCAAUUUGGCGGCAUGAAAUUUUAGAUGCUGAUGGUAUUUGCUCUCCAGGUGAAAAAGUAGAAAACAAGCAAGUACUUGUGAAUAAGUCGAUGCCCACGGUGACCCAAACCCCUUUGGAAGGGAGCAGCGCAUCUCAGCAAUCUCAGUAUAAAGAUGUGCCAGUAAUUUACAAAGGUGCAACUGAUUCGUACAUUGAAAAGGUCAUGAUAUCUUCCAAUGCAGAAGAUGCUUUUUUAAUCAAAAUAUUACUAAGACAAACUAGGCGCCCAGAAAUUGGAGAUAAGUUUAGCAGUCGUCAUGGACAAAAAGGAAUCCCAGUGAAGGAGAAAAGUUAGAGUCCUUUGAUGUGAAAAAGCAAUCUAUCACUUCUCUGAAAGAUCGGUCUCAGUCUCUCAUGUGAAAAAGGAUUAACACUACUGACAAAGGUCGUGCAAAUCACAGAACUAAACAGUAGUGCUGAGCAGUAUUCUUCAAGUGGAAGAACUGUAUUUAAGCAAUGAGGAUAGGAAUGGCAAACAGAAGCUGUUUUAAUAGCUAAAGAUCCCUGAUAAAGGCUUAAACCUUUCUUGAGUAUCUACAAUAAAAAUACUUCUAGAAACAAUGAAAUGUUUGUACAUUCAUUGAUAUUAUAUUUAUGAAAACAUUCUGAUGUGUUUCUUUUGGUGCAGAAUAUAUUUUAUUUGCAAAACUGAUUAUCUCUGACUAUUAAUAAAUAAUGCAAAAACACAAACAUUUUUAUUAAAUCUAUAUGGCUUUUCUUCCUUGAAUUGGACACAUCUGAAUAGGUAUUUGUCUUGAAUGUUUUUUAUAUAUUUCUUUUCAACCAACAGAAUCCGAAAACAGUUUAAAUAAAAUAAGCCAAUUAACACAAUCCUACAAAUAUCAGAAUAAGCUUCAUUUAAAUUAAUGUUUUACUAAGUUUCUCCUAGGUAAAUGCAAAAGAAUGUGUCCUAAAAAAACAAGAAAAUUGGACUUCAAAUGUCAUUAGAGGCAUACAUCAAGUGAUAGAUAAAAUCAAACUCCAGCUGAACUAGUAAAAUCAUACUGGUUAAUUAAUAUCAUAAAUGUUCUGAUAAAUGCAGUUUUCUAUAAACAAAGUCAGAAGACACCACUACCAAUGGCUGGCAUUUAAUAGCCAGCCACUGUUAUUCUAUAAAUUCUUGUUUUCGUCUAAUAUGGAGCCUUUACCCUUGUGCAAUGUGUAGGUUUCUUGUUUAAAUGAUUGGAAUCAUACUUCAUAAACAAAAUACUAAAAAGAAUAAUGUUGAAUUAAAUCAAUCUUUAUAAGCUAGCAGCCUGUUUUCAAAAUAAUUGGGGGUAAGAGAGGCAUAAGUAUUCACUAUACACUAUAUUACCCAUACUGCCUCUGACAUUACAGUUAACAUAUACUAAACAUAAUAAGAAGCCACUGAUAGGCGUAUCUUCUCUGAUUUACUUUAUACAUAAUUACAUAUUUCACAGAUAACAUAUUUUACAGUUUAACAAAGCAUGCAAGUAAGAAAAUGAUGGACAAAUAGUUUUAACUAGAUUCACAGAAAGAUGCAAUUCUGUUUUUUCUACCCAACUCAUUCCAGGAUCUUGAAUCAGGUUACAUUUCCUAAAGACCUUACAAAGUCAUACUGAAUUAAUAUGUAACGAAAUAUUAUUCAUUCUUUUUAAUUUACUCUUUGCCAAUUUAAAGCAAGUCCAUAUUUUUUAAAAAAGCACCCAAACCUUCAAGCUUUUCGUCAUAUUUUCUUCAACAAGGUAUUUAACUUACUAUUCUAACAUCAAAUGAGCAUUUUGACUAAAGAAGCAAACCAGUAACCUUCUGACCCUUUUCAGUAAUUUCCUCCCCCUCCCUUACUUUUCCCCUUUCUACAAUAUAUUUUAGGAUAAAAAGCUCUUAAUUUUGCUUAAAUUUUGAAACCAUUUUUUUCUGAAGCUCAUGAUUAAGUUCCCCAUAUGUAUUUUUCAAAGUACCUCUAGGUGUUUUACAGUUACUGCUUCUAGGAACAUUGCAAAAUUUUAAGUUAACCAGUUCUUUUUGUCCUUCAGACUAUGCAAAUUUAUCACAUCAGGCCAUUCAGCAGCUCAUGGGAAACCAAACUAUAAGCAGUAUUGUCUUUUAGCGCCUCCUCCAACUUGGAAUGGUUUUAAUAAAGAGACUAAUCAAGUUGCUUAUGUAUUAUCUAUUGGUUAAAUUUUGUUUUGUUGUAUCUAAAAUUUGCCCAAUGAGAUGACAAAACUGUCAAUUAUUCACUAUUGGAAAAUUAAUUGUUCCCUGUUAGGGGAAUUUGUCCAUAUUGGCAAAAAGUUUCCACUAACUGGAAGACCAUUGGUUUCUGGGGGGGAGGUUCCCACCCUAGUACAGCAAUAACUAGAUUCCAUAAAUACAUCUGUACUGUUCUAAAUUGAUGGAAAUAAAAAAGAGAGAGUAGGUAUGAAGAUUAUUAUGAACUCUUAAUACCAAUUGGAAUUAAUAAAUUACUAAGAAAUAUGUUUUAAAAUACAUGAAGUGUAUUUUAAAAUAUUCUAAAAUAUAUUUCAUAUAUUUUAUAAGAAUAUAUUAAGUUAAUAGCAUUUCAGGAUCUCAUGCUGCAGAAUUUUAAGAUGGACAGAAUAGUGGGAGAUGCAGUGUUUCAUUACAUGCAUUAUUUUAUGAAAUGAAAGAUCUUCUGUUGAACAUGGUACAUAAAGUUUUAAAAUUACACUAAAUAUCUAGAAGACACUGUCGUAAUGGCAAGUUCUAUUUUUAAUCUUUUCAGUAGAAACUGAUAAUACUGCAGCUGUGGCUUCUGAUCUUUUAAUUGUGGCCUGGCUUACAUUCUUAUACUGUGGGGCUUAAUCGGGGUUUAAAUGUCAUAGGAUUAUUUGUCUUUUUGAAUUUUAAGUGCUUUACUAUUUAGUUCCAUGGAGUAUCAGUUUGUUCUUGCUGCCUUUCUGCACGGUUACAGAAUAGUACAGAUUUUUACAAUUAAAAAACAAACAUUAUAAAUAUUAACUAAUUUUGGAUUUUGUACAUGAGAUUUUGCAGAACAUCAGAAUAUUUUGGCUUGAAAACCAGAACUUCACAUACACUAUCUAUCCCAAACUGGACUUUGAAUUAACAACUCUGCAUGAGUGAUGAUGUGCAGCUUUUUGAUGCAGAACAGAGAAGGUACUUUGGAGAGUGGGGUGAUUUUUGCUGCACCUUUCUUAAAGAAGAUCUACUUUUUCCCAAUAAUUACAUAAUUCCAGUAAAGUGUACCUUUGAGAUAUGGAGGGUAUGACAAGAUAAAGGCAGUGCCAUCUCUUGAAAUUUACACAUAUAUUCCUACAUUAUAGUGUGGUUACUGUGUGAGACCAGGAAAAGAGAUGGUUUCCUUAAGCUGCAUCCCCUUUGAAAUAUCUCCUCUGCAUUGGAUCUGAAGAGUAGCACAUUUAAAUAUAGGAGAUUGUUUAAUGUAGCUAUUAUCCUAGCCACAGGCAUAUUCACCAAUGUCAGUUCAGAAGUUCCAAGAUUAAUUAUUAUCCUUGAUUUAAAUAACCUUGCCCUAUGAGUCAAGGUAAUAUUUCAUAUCUCUGCGAGUUACUAUUUAAGUGCAUAAAAUCAUCUAUCCUUGUGAGCAAUAAAAAGAACAAAUGAAGAACCCGCUUAUAAAAAAUGUUGUCAAAAUAUUUUUAAUUUAAAAUUGUGUGUUAGAUUUUGCUCUUUUGUGUUAAUAGUCAAAUAACCAGUUUUGUUUUUCAUCAGUUCUCCUGUGUUGAAAUAAUUGGAACAAGGGCAAAUAUUGAUGAAGUUUGUUAUACAAAGACUUAUUCGUUAAAACUUAGGUCUUAAUUCUGUGCUCCUAGAAAAAGGUGGGUGCAUUCAUCAGAAAUCAUGGACAGGCAAGGUACAUAGAAUGUAAUAAUAUAGUACCUCUAGUCCAUAAUGAGCAUUAUAUUGAAACAGAAAUCUGGGGUACCUUUAUAUAAAUCUGGUUUUCUUUUUAAAAUAUAAUUGACAGUAUGCAUCUGUGCUUAAAAUUACAUGCCAUUGGUUUUGAAAAGAACUUACUUCCAAAACACCGAAAGGUAGUAUUGCAAUCUAAAACUUUUUAUUUUUUUAAACAUAAUGGUGGUCCCCUUUAGCUAUUUUUUGUACAUAUUCAAAGAUCUGUGAAUAUGUAUAUAUAUUUAGGUGGUGGAAUAAUUCUUUAAACAUUCAUACGGAUAGAGUAGUUUUUGUGUUUCAGCAACUUUUACUUUUGUUGUAUAAUUUGAAAAGGACGUAUCAUUUUGCUGUAUUAGAAAGCCUUUAGUAUAAAGUAAAAGAUAAAGCCUGCAGUUUAAAAUAACAUUUUAACUUAAUAAUGAAGCAAAUAUAUUCUUAGAUUGAAAAAAAAUGUUAGCAUUCUAGAGACAAAAAAGCAGAAGUGCUAUUGCUCAAUUCUUUAUAAAUGUGUAUGUUUUAUUGUGUUUCAAUUGAUCAGCUUUUUAGAGUUUGAUUAAAAUUAAGAAUUUUAACUUACUUCUGAAAAUAAGAACUUUUAAAGAUGUCUUGUAAAAGUAGUGGUUUCUUUUCCCUGCGAGUCUUUCUAAAUAUUUUGUUUUAACGUCUAAUCUCAUUAUGCUUUCUUUGUGUUUAACUUGUAUUAAAAUCUGUCAGCUAUGACUGGUCUCAUAAGCACAGUCAGCGGACCAGAAUAAGUUAAUUAUUUACUUGUGUCACUAGUGCUCUUCAUCUAAUGAAAUGCACAGCUGUGUUAGAUCUGCAGUUGGACGUCUCGAUUCCAUUGUUAUACAAGUCAGCAAAGGGUAGAAGCUGCUAUGAUGGAGAGGCCUCUGUUCUUUCUGCUGUUCUGCCUUUCUGUGUCGAUUUCAUGGAUCUUUUAUCAUUCACUUUCACACAAAACAAACAACACAGUGGCUGUCUGCUAUGGGAACCGUCUUGGCAUAUAAAAGGGUUUCAGUGCCUGAAGUAAUUUUAAGUUAGCCCAGAUUUAAUUUUUGCCUUAUAGGUGCCCUUUCAGCAUAAUAAUACCAUGCAAGGUCCUAGUGAAGGGAAAUUUGACCAAAGCUGUCCAAUCUGUGUGUAAAAAAAUAAAAAAAUAGUCGGUAUGUGAAGCAGGUGUUGAAUACUUGAUGUGCAUAUGAACCAAUUAUUAUGGUAAACAUUUCCUGUGUAUCUGUAUUUGUGUGUGUGUGUGUGUGUGUGUAUAAACAUAUUUGAUUUAUAUAUGUGAUACUUUGUUUGUUUGCUAGGAAAUAGCCAGUUUCCUAUCAUGGACUAUAUGCAUUUUCCCCAUGGCCAGUCAUUUUUACACAUUAACCAUUUAUUUAUUUGUAUUUAUUAAAUCUCAAGGUAGCUCAGUUGCUCAUUUUGAAAUGUGGGUUUCAACUGUUUUUGACAAUUUGAUCUUACCAAAUGAAAGUGUGAAUCACUAUUUAUUUAUUAUGAAUUAAAUUGGAUAGACUGCAUAGACAGGUUAAGGUAUUAGAGAAGAACUGGAUGGCCUUGGUUCCAAGUUCACUCUUAGGCAUGGAAGCUUACUGGAUGUCUAAGAGCAGUCUCUGGUCUCAAACAAAUCUACCUCCCAAGGUGGCUGUUGGGAGGUUAAAAAUGAAGAGAAAUAACCAUGUAAACUGCCUUGAGGAAGAAAGACAGACUAUCAAUUUAAUCACUAAAUAAAAUCUUUAAAAAUCUUGUUUCAUUAUAUCUUCCCUACACCCUGUGAGCUUAGUUCCUUGGUUAGUGUUCUGAGCAAGCUCGGGAUGACUAUACUAUCCUUCCUUUCCCUUCAAAAGUAAGGCAGUUGGUUGACUUAAAUUAUUUUUAGUCAGCUCAUUAUGACUACUAAGUUUUCUCUAGGUUAAGACUUCAUGCGUGUAAGAAUAUUUUUGUAGGAAGCGUUUUAAAACUAUUUUCUAACCUAAAACUUAACAUUUGUUUAGUAAUCAUUUAGGAGAGGAAUUGGACUACAUAAAAACAUAAAAUAUGCUAUUGAUCUGAGGUAUAGUGCAGAUUCUUUGCUUUUCUUUGAAAUAUUCACU